Messenger RNA from Geodia barretti, 225 nucleotides. NCBI's taxonomy places the organism in Eukaryota, Metazoa, Porifera, Demospongiae, Tetractinellida, Geodiidae. The record is from the annotation of a GenBank genome assembly.
CCGUGUCUGUUCUCCGAGGCCGCCACCAGAGACUGGAGGGCGAGACAAGAGUGGCAGAAAGACGGUAGACCGAACAUCGAUUAUCUGGCCUCCCAGUUCGGAGAUGCGAGUGUACCGGUGGCCAACUGCAGCAAGGAGCACUUUAACUCUCACAGAAAAUCAGAGAUGAGAAUGGCCGACUAUCUUGACUACUGGAGGAGACACAUGGCGAUGGGAGAGGCGGGA